Molecule: messenger RNA, 1431 nt
Organism: Auxenochlorella protothecoides
Lineage: Eukaryota; Viridiplantae; Chlorophyta; Trebouxiophyceae; Chlorellales; Chlorellaceae
Exons: 4
Coding region: 1-1431 (476 amino acids)
Source: RefSeq, a predicted model, not a curated record
AUGGGUCCCGCGCCUCCCCGUGCCAGUUCUGCGUCCGGAGCCGGCAGCCUGGGUGCUGCGGGAGCGCCCCAGCCCGAGAAGAAGACGGGCUUCCUCAGCAUGUUCAGCCCCUUCACAGACCCAGAGGCCAACAAGCGCCUCAUCGCGCUCUGUACAGCCCAAAUGCUCUGCUCCGUGGCCACCCUCAUCCACGACACUUACCUGCCCGUGUACCUGAGCGAGGUGCUGCACCUCAGCAACUCCAAGUUCCUGUCCAAGGCCUCCGGCAGCGUCUCCGGCACGGCCGCCGACCUGCUCACCCCCGCGCGCAUGGUCAUCUUCGGCACGCUGCUGACCACCAUCAACAAGCCCAUGUUUGCGGCCUCGGGCGCGGUGUACGCCGGCUUCGGCGCCUCGGCCUGCCUCUACUGGAUCACCUUUGGCAAGAUCUUCGACCGCGUGAGCAAGGGCAUCCGCGAGGCGCCCAGCAAGGCCCUCAUCGGCGAGCUGGCCGCCGCCUCGGGCGACUCCCCCGCCGCCGCCUUCUCCCUGCGCCAGUCCAUGGCCACAUUUGGCGCGCUGGUGGGCGCCGCCUCCGCCGCCGCCGCCUACAAGCUGAGCGGGCAAAACUACGUGGCCACCUUUGCGCUGGCCGCACUGCCCGCCACCCUGGCCCUGGUCCUGGUGUCCGCCGCCUUCCGCGGCGUGGUGGUGGGACCGGCGCGCGACGCCGCUGGGCCACGCGCGGAUGCGACCGCCGCAGCCUCCGCCGGUGACGGCCCGCGCCUGGGCCUGGUGGGCAAGGCACGCGCGCUGCUGGGUGCCUUCCAGCCCGCCUACUGGCAGGCGCUGGCCGUAGUGGGCAUCCUCUACUUUGCGCGCUUCGAUGCCAGUUUCGUCACGCUCCGCGCCAAAACGGUCAUGGACCGCGCCUCGCUGCCGGCCCUCACCUCCAUCAUGAUGGUGACCCAGGCCGCGCUGGCCACGCCCGCCGGCCUGCGCGCCAAGCGCUCCGUCGCCGCGCGCAACGCCGUGGUUGUGCUGGGCAUCUUUGCUCUCAUCGGGGCCAACGCGGCCUUCGCGCUCCUCCCCUCCACGCCGGGCAUGAUGCUGGGCGCGCUGCUCAUCGGCGUGCACAUGGCCAUGACCCACGGCGUCACCAUCGGCAUGCUGUCCACCUACAUCCCCUCGGCCACCAUCCCGGGGCUGGGCAAGGUGGCGGGGACGGCCUGGUCCUUCACCGACAUGCUCCUGGGCGUGGUGCUGGCCUACAGCAACUCGCUGGCGGGGCGGCUCGCCGACAUCAGCACCCAGCGCGGCAUGGGAAACGUCGGCUGCUUUUAUGGCGGCGCCACGGCCUGCGUCCUUGCCAUCGCGGCCCUCCUCCUCUUCUCCACCUUUGGCUCCCUGGGACGGGAAGACCUGGUACCCAGCAAGCCCAAGCGGGCCUGA